Balaenoptera acutorostrata (minke whale) is the source of this 1570-nucleotide messenger RNA. RefSeq names its product charged multivesicular body protein 6 (gene CHMP6). The record is from RefSeq and is a predicted model, not a curated record. Gene Ontology annotation, biological process: late endosome to vacuole transport via multivesicular body sorting pathway; vesicle budding from membrane. NCBI's taxonomy places the organism in Eukaryota, Metazoa, Chordata, Mammalia, Artiodactyla, Balaenopteridae. The transcript has 8 exons. Gene Ontology annotation, cellular component: multivesicular body; ESCRT III complex. The coding region runs from base 95 to 703 and encodes 202 amino acids.
UAGCGGGGUGGGUUGGGUCCGAAUUACGGUGGCCGCGCCGUGCGGAGGCGACCGGGCUAGGCGGCGGGGCGCGGGCCGGGCCGCGCCGGCCGCCAUGGGCAACCUGUUCGGCCGUAAGAAGCAGCAGAGCCGGGUCACGGAGCAGGACAAGGCUAUCCUGCAACUGAAGCAGCAGCGGGAUAAGCUGAAGCAGUACCAGAAGAGGAUCACCCAGCAGCUGGAGCGGGAGCGGGAGAUUGCCCGGCAGCUCCUGCGCGACGGCAGGAAGGAACGGGCCAAGCUGCUGCUCAAGAAGAAGCGAUACCGGGAGCAGCUCCUGGACAAGACAGAAAACCAGAUCACCAGCCUAGAGACCAUGGUCCAGAGUAUUGAAUUCACCCAGAUUGAAAUGAAGGUGAUCGAGGGGCUGCAGUUUGGAAAUGAGUGUCUGAAUAAGAUGCACCAGGUGAUGUCCAUAGAAGAGGUGGAGCGGGUACUGGACGAGACGCAGGAGGCCGUGGAGUACCAGCGGCAAAUAGAUGAGCUGUUGGCAGGAAGCUUCACUCAGGAGGACGAAGAUGCCAUCCUGGAGGAGCUGGACGCAAUCACUCAGGAACAGAUAGAGCUGCCAGAGGUUCCUUCAGAGCCCCUUCCUGAAAAGAUCCCAGAGAAAGUCCCCGUCAAGGCCAGGCCCCGACAGGCGGAAGUGGUGGCAGCCUCGUAACUUGUGUGGGAGUCACGGGGAUUCCAGAGGCCUGGGGCCCACAGAGUUUGGGUGCGUGUCCGGCCCUGACCGGGCUCCCAGAAGGCUGGCGCCGGGCCAGGUGGGCCGGGAGCUGCCGGAGCAGCACAGCACACACAGGGCUCCUGACCAGGGUGACUCUACGGAGCGUUUCCCUGGCGCUGCUGUCUUGCUGUCGUUUCUGGAUUAAAUGGCAACAUUCAAACUCUCCAGCCAAACACAGCUUCUGCAGCUGUGGUUCACACGGGCCACGGCCAGGCCUAACGCUCCUGGUGCCGGUCACACCUCCCGUCCCGGGUCGCGCGGCUCCACAGGCCAGUGUCUCCGCCACCCUGUCUUCUGUGGAAGGCACAUCAGACCUGGCCUCCCCACCCUUCCCUCUCCCUUCUUCCUGCUGCUCCCAUUAGCUGGCAGGGCUUUGGUUAAGGGGUCCCUGCCUUGGCCUGGCUCCCGGACGUGCCCAGUUUCCAUGUAGACCUGGGGGUGGUAACCUCUCUGCUUCCACGUCGGCGUUUGUGGGUGGUGGACCAGGAGGGGUGCAUCCCUGAUGGAUUUUGAUGACUCUAGGAGGUCUGCCCACCCCAUCACUCCUGGGGCCGUACAGAGGCCCAGUCCUGCUGACAGACAUUCCAGCAUAGCUGGCAGGUGUGGCUGUGGGUCCCCGAGCUGCCAGCUUUGAGCUGUUUGCAGCCAAGUGGAGACAGUGAAGGAUGGAAGUGACUUCCCUAGUUCACGGUUCGUUUUGGAAUUAGACAAUCUCCCUGAGACUUCACUCCCAACAAGAAGACAAAGGGGACCCUCUUAGCCCCCAGACAGGCCAGCCCCAUAUUAAAGUUGACACCCACACAG